Lontra canadensis (Northern American river otter) is the source of this 3068-nucleotide messenger RNA. RefSeq names its product methionine sulfoxide reductase B3 (gene MSRB3). Gene Ontology annotation, biological process: response to oxidative stress; protein repair. The coding region runs from base 178 to 735 and encodes 185 amino acids. The record is from RefSeq and is a predicted model, not a curated record. Lineage: Eukaryota; Metazoa; Chordata; Mammalia; Carnivora; Mustelidae. Gene Ontology annotation, cellular component: cytoplasm. Gene Ontology annotation, molecular function: peptide-methionine (R)-S-oxide reductase activity. The transcript has 7 exons.
GGCGGCAGCGGCGGCGGCGGCUCCCUGGCUCUUCCAUGAGCCGGUGGCGGACCCUCCCGCGCCCCCUCUCGCUCUGCCUCUGCCUCUGGCUGGCCACGGCCGUGGCGCGGGGAGCCGCGCAGUCAGCUCUUGCCCCUGUUCUUUGCCUCUCGUUCUGUUGGUGAAGAUAUCACAGUGAUGUCUGCAUUCAACCUGCUGCAUUUGGUGACAAAGAGCCAGCCAGUAGCCCUGCGAGCCUGUGGGCUUCCCUCAGGGUCAUGUAGGGAUAAAAAGAACUGUAAGGUGGUCUUUUCCCAGCAGGAACUGAGGAAGCGGCUAACACCCCUGCAGUACCAUGUCACUCAGGAGAAAGGGACCGAAAGUGCCUUUGAAGGAGAAUAUACACAUCACAAAGAUCCUGGAAUAUAUAAAUGUGUUGUUUGUGGAACUCCAUUGUUCAAGUCAGAAAGCAAGUUUGACUCCGGCUCAGGUUGGCCUUCAUUCCACGAUGUGAUCAGUUCUGAUGCGAUCACGUUCACGGAUGACUUUUCCUACGGGAUGCACCGGGUGGAAACGAGCUGCUCUCAGUGCGGCGCUCACCUCGGGCACAUUUUCGACGACGGACCUCGUCCCACCGGCAAGAGAUACUGCAUAAACUCGGCUUCCCUGUCGUUCACGCCGGCCGAGGGCAGCGGCGCCGAGGGCAACAGUGGGGCGACCCCCCCACCCCCCCUGGGGGACAGAGCCGAGCUGUAGGGUCCCGGAGAGCCGGGCAAACAAGUGUACUUAACGCGCAGCUUGUGAAAAACAGCAAAUACUCCGAAUUGUCUAUCUUAGAUCUAUUUUUUCAAGAAAUAGAAGGGCAGUUUUGUGCUAUCGAUAUUUUUCUUGUUUGGCUUAGACAGAGGCCCCAGCCGUCCAUGUAUUUUGCUAUCGACUAGAUCGGGAACUCUUUAUCCCUUCAGCGAGUGGAGAGGGCGUGGUGGAUCGCUUUCCCAGGCCACCUGAGUACCAGUUGGCAUUGUUUUCUUUGCGCACACAGCUGCUUUUGCGAUUUCUCCCCCUUGGCUUAGGAGACGGAGGGUGCUCGGGGUUCCCACCAGAGAUCCCCUCCGCGGUGGUGAGAGCAGAGCCCCCAGCUCGGGGCGCACGCCUGCAAGACACGUGGCCCAGCGGCAUUUGGGCAGGCCUACCUGAGACAGGGCGGACGGAUGCCCGAGGAGACUGCUCAGCUCUGGAAAGUUUGAGCUAAGGUCAUUUAUUCUCACUAAAAGGGUGUGAAGGUCUGAAGUCUUUCCUUAUGUUAAAUUGUUGCCAGAUCUGAGGGUGGGGGGCAGAGAGUUACAGUGAGUGUUGUGGUGGAGAAGUAAACAUUACCUCACGGUGAGGCCUUUAUUUUAUUUUAUUUUAUUUUCCAUUGAAAACAUUGGAAUGUAAGACAACGGUAAAAUGCCGAGCCCUGUUUUGCCCAAAGGCCGUGCAGAGAGCACCUGACGUGGCCUUUUUGAAGUCCAUCCCUCCACACCUAGCACCAGCUGCUGCUGGGAGGGCAUUUUGGUAAAUCCCACUGUGUAAAAUAAAAUACUGGGACAACACACCUCAUCAAGGCAGCAGAAGUAAGAGAGAGCCGAGAGGACCAAAGAGAAGUCCUGGGUAUUGAAAUACCCAGGGCUGAGCGGAGAAGCUGACAAUAGACUCCAAGUAACAGAGCCCAAAGCUGGGGAUCUUGUGCACAGAAAUUUGGGUGACUUCUGGAAGGAUGCAGGGGCUUAAAAUGGAAAGAACCAGGAGCUCAAGUCCUACCCUGCUGUGUGACAAGGGGAUAAGCCAUUUAGCCUCUCCAUGCCUACUCUUCGUUUAAAAACCAGGACUUACAUUAUUUGUAAAAUAAUUGACACUCUCAGGGCAAAUUUACUGUAUUGCUGUACCAUUAAGAUUGGUGUUGUAAAAUUAAACUGAUCUGGUUUCUAACUGCCUCAAAGGCUGAAGCCCAAGCAUUUGAAAUGGAAAGAAGCAGAGAGAGAGGUUGGCUUAGCUAAUUGGUAUGAAAACAGUUGGGCCAAGAGCCAGAAGUUUUUCUUUGUAGCAAUAUGGCUGGUUUUACUCUGAGAAGCUCUGCUCUGUUGCUGUGUAAUGCUUACCGGAAUGGAUGUCAUUGUGUGUGAUAAAGUUUCCACAGGCAUGAACAGUGAUGAUUUAAGAUGAUAUUGCCAUAGCCAGGUUUGAGGGUAUAGUUUAUGAUGGAUAGAUACUGUGUUCGUAGCCACAAAUGCUAAUCCUGCAAUGUAGUUUUUUUUUUUUUUAAAUAUUACUUUUGUAAAUCUUUGAAAGCUUAUGGAAACUGACAUCCUACCUUGUAAGCACCAAGACAAAAAUAAGAAAGAGGGACACUUGACAGUUUUACAAUGAGAAACAAUGAGAAGUUAAAAUGAAAAGUGACAAAUCCAAGUGGCAGUGUGGUCAUGGCCACAUUCUUCCACGUGUCUACACAUGCUCCCUGGCGAGGCCCUGCCUGAUACUCUGGUGACUUCCAUGUCACUUAUACUCUAGCUUCACCGUGCCAGAUGAGUCAUGUUCUUCCAGCCCCCAGCUGUUUCACCUCAGGCCCUGGCGUCCUUGAAUUGAGAUGUAAGAUUUAAGACCGUGGAAGCCACAGCCCCCAGACCAUCCUGGCAGCCCGUCCCAACCUCACAGAGGAACCCCAUCAUUUCCCAGAGACCCAAGGAUCCCAUGUGGGAUUGGCUAAAGAAGAGAGUCUCCCUGGACUUCCCUGCCACAGUGGACAUCUGUCCCUUGGGCCACAUAGCACUUCUCCCAUUGCUCCAGCUACAUAUAGUAGCCUGCCCCAGGUUUCUGCUGGACACGCCACUGGGUCGAGGUAGACAAGAAAGAUAAACAAGGGGCUUCUUCCCCCUCCCCAGAGAUUCUGGACUCUCAUUGUUCUCUCAUUUUUAUUAUCAGGCUGAACAUUACCCUCUAAAAACUCCUUUUCUAAUCCUUAUCUUUGUUCCAAGGAAAGCUGGCUUUUCUCCUACCACAUUUUCCAGCAUCAACUUUAGGGAAAAUGCAACAUCCAUCGAAAAAAAAAA